Messenger RNA from Zea mays, 1348 nucleotides. RefSeq lists its product as uncharacterized. The record is from RefSeq and is a predicted model, not a curated record. The transcript has 5 exons. Bases 129 to 1208 code for a protein of 359 amino acids. Gene Ontology annotation, biological process: female meiotic nuclear division; male meiotic nuclear division. NCBI's taxonomy places the organism in Eukaryota, Viridiplantae, Streptophyta, Magnoliopsida, Poales, Poaceae.
CGAAAAGCCUUGCUAUUUAAGCAUGCCAAGCUCUGUCUGUCUCCACCCAGCCUCUCUCACAGUCCACUCAGUCUUUACACACUGUCUGCCUCACUCACGUCCUUCUCCUGCUGCCGCUACACCGAGCCAUGGAAAGGGAGGUGCAGCUGAUGGAGGGGAGGCAAGCGUGGCCGCUCCACAUGAUGGGGAUGGCUGCCGCUGGUACGACCGCCACCUGCUUCGACAACUACAGCAGCAGUGGCAGUGGCGGCGGCGGCGGCGACUGCUUCGUGCUCGGGUGGGAGCAGCUAGCGCCGGCGCCGUUCGGCUGCUUCGGGCUCCUCACCGCCGACGUCCACGACCUCUUCCCGCUCUUCGCCACAGGCAUGGAGCCGGCGCUGCCCGCGCUGCCGCCGUCGGCGCACGACGUGGCCGCCGCGAUCCCCGGCGAGCUGGACGACCUUCUCCUGAGCUUCUGGGACGCGAGCUGCCACGACGGCGACGUGGGCGAGCCGCUCAAGGCGCAGCAGCAGGCCGCCUUCAAUUCCAGCUGCUGCGUCACGCACGAGCGGGGGGAGGACUACUGCACCCCCACCACCGACUCCUUCGUCCACUAUGAUGACAAUGAUGACGGCGAUGAUCCCUUGAGCUCGAUUUUCUCCGCGGGCCUCGCGCCGGCAGCGGAGGGAGCGGUGUGCCCCGCCGCCGCAGAGGCAGAGCCCCUCCCCAGCUCGUCCUCGUCCAACUGCCGCGGGGGGGACCCGCGCGCCGGCGGGGUCGACCUGCAGCCGCAGGGACAGAUGCAGCAGGGCACCGCGCGGGCGCGGGGCCGGGCCGGGACCCCGCCGCUGCCGAGGACCUCCGCGCCCUCGCUGAAACGCGCGACACGCGAAGCAGAGUCGUCGUCGGAGCACGCGGCGGCGGCGGCGGCGGAGGAGUGCAGCCAGAGCGGCGGCGGCAGCAAGCGGCGGAAGGGCGCGGGGGUGGUGCGCCCGUUCGCGCUGCUGAAGCCCGACGGGCUGGACGGCGGCGCGACGCUGGCGGACAUCAACGCGCGCAUCCUGAUGCGGCCCGCGCGGCCGGUCCGGCACCCCGUGGGCGAGUUCGCGUGCGCGCCGCGCGUGUCCGCGGACCAGCCGGGCUUCUCGGGCAAGGCCGUCGCCAGCCUCACGCGCCUGCACACCCCCGGCGGGCGCGGCACCAUCACCAUCAUAAGGACGCGAGGCUAGGCUAGGCUUGUACUAUGCAUGAAUCAUGGCGGUGUAUGUAGGAUUAGCUAGCUAGCCACCUGUUGUGGUGUAAAUUAUGAGCGUAACCUGCAAUGUAAAUCGAACGAAUAAAUUUCUCCAAUCAUGGCGGUGGUGGCUCA